AUGGGUCGCGGUCGGGGGAUCCUGUGCUGGAGACGGGCGUCUGCGUCCCGCUUCUGGGUGCCCAGUGGCUCCCCCUUCGGUGUCAAGAGGCUUCUUUCCACCGAUGAGCUCGUACCUCGGAUAUGUAUCGUAGGCAGCGGUCCUGCUGGAUUUUACACGGCCCACCAUCUUCUGAAGCAUCACAGACAGGCUCAGGUGGACAUUUAUGAGAAGCUGCCAGUUCCCUUUGGCCUUGUUCGUUUUGGAGUAGCUCCAGACCAUCCAGAAGUCAAGAAUGUGAUCAACACGUUCACUCAGACAGCACGCUCUGAUCGCUGUUCCUAUUACGGGAAUGUGACCGUGGGGAAGGAUAUCACUGUGAAGGAACUGCAGAAGGCUUAUCAUGCGGUGAUCUUGAGCUAUGGGGCUGAGGACAAUCGGACCCUUGGAAUUCCAGGGGAGGAUCUCGCGGGAGUUUAUACAGCCAGAGCCUUUGUGGGUUGGUACAACGGCCUACCUGAAAAUAGAGAUCUGAAGCCGGACCUGAGCAGCGAGACAGCGGUGGUCCUCGGACAUGGGAACGUGGCUCUGGAUGUUGCAAGGAUUCUCUUGUCGCCUCUUGAAAUUCUUAGGAAAACGGAUAUCACUGAAGACUCACUGGCAGUCCUGGCCCGCAGCAAAGUGAGGCGGGUGUGCCUUGUAGGGAGGAGGGGUCCUCUCCAGGUGGCUUUCACCAUCAAGGAGCUGCGGGAGAUGAUCAACCUUCCUAGUGCCAGACCUUUCCUAGAUCCUGCAGACUUCAAAGGCCUUGGAGAUGCUAUCAAGGAUGUUCCCAGACCUAGGAGACGGCUGACUGAGCUGAUGGCCAAAACGGCCUUAGAGGAGCCUGGGGAAGAACUGGCCGGCCGUUGGGCUUCAGCCUCUCGAGAGUGGAGCCUGAAGUUCUUGCGCAGCCCGCUGGAAGUGUUGCCUGCCACUGACGGGAAGCGUGCCAGAGGGAUCCGAAUGGCUGUCACCAGGUUGGAAAGUUCAGGAGAAACGGUCAAGGCAGUUCCCACUGGAGAAGUCGAGGACCUGCUGUGUGGGCUGAUCCUCAGCAGCAUCGGUUACAGGAGCCUCCCAAUUGACCCGGCCGUACCCUUUGAAGCCAAGCAAGGGAUUAUUCCAAACAAUUUGGGCAGAGUCCUUGGCGCCCCAGGGCUCUACUGCAGUGGCUGGGUCAAGCGGGGGCCUGUGGGUGUCAUCCUCACCACCAUGAAUGACAGCUUUGACACUGCUCAGUCUGUGCUGGAGGACCUGGGGUCUGGCUCACUGGAUGUUUCGAAGGCCAAGGAAGGCUUUGAGUUGGUGAGAAUCAUGCUUCAGUCUCGAGGGAUCCAUCCCGUUUCCUUUUCGGAUUGGGAGAAGAUUGAUGUUGCCGAAGUGGCAAGAGGCAAGCUGGCUGGGAAGCCUCGAGAGAAGAUAGUGGAUCCGCGGGAGAUGCUCGAACUGACUGGUCGCUGAG
Messenger RNA from Euleptes europaea (tarantolino), 1483 nucleotides. It is a transcript of the gene FDXR, whose product is annotated as ferredoxin reductase. Gene Ontology annotation, biological process: ubiquinone biosynthetic process. NCBI's taxonomy places the organism in Eukaryota, Metazoa, Chordata, Lepidosauria, Squamata, Sphaerodactylidae. The record is from RefSeq and is a predicted model, not a curated record. The transcript has 12 exons. The coding region runs from base 1 to 1482 and encodes 493 amino acids. Gene Ontology annotation, cellular component: mitochondrion.